AUGUCGGUUAAUGGUGACAUUGACAUGUUAAACAUACUGGUCGGUGCACCCAGGGCAAACACAUCUGAUCAAACCCCGUCAACAGUCACUGAGAGGGGCGCUGUCUUCAACUGUCCCUGGCACAAAAGUGGCUCAUGCACCCAGAUUGAGUUUGACAGCACUGAUGACAGGAAGAAUUCCAAUGGACAGCAAAUGGAAUUCAAGUCAAAUCAAUGGUUUGGGGCCACUGUGCGUUCCUCUGGGGACCAUAUUCUGGCAUGUGCUCCUCUCUACCAGUGGAGCACGUAUGGAUUAUCAGAGAGAGAGCCUGUUGGGACAUGUUACCUGAAGAAAGGCAAUAACAUUGUGGAAUAUUCACCCUGCCGCUCUAACUCAAACUCACCUGAGGGACAAGGAUUUUGUCAAGCAGGUUUCAGUGCUGACUUUGUGAAGAAGAAUCGGGUUGUUAUUGGAGGACCAGGAAGCUUUUAUUGGCAAGGUCAGCUGAUCUCAGAUGACAUCACUGAGGUCAUCAGCAGAUACAAUAAGGAGUUUUUUACUCCUUACGGUAACCAGUUAUCAACCAAGUCAGCCGGAGCUCAGUAUGAUGACAGUUAUUUGGGUUACUCUGUGGCCGUUGGUGAUUUUAAUGAUGACGGUGAAGUUGAUUAUGUCACUGGAGUUCCUAGAGGGGAGAAGGCUCUCGGUUAUGUCAACAUUUUCAAUGGGAAGAACAUGGAGUCUAUGUAUAAUUUCACAGGCACACAGAUGGCUGCUUACUUCGGUCAUUCUGUAGCAGCUGUUGACAUCAAUAAUGACGGGAAGAUGGAUUUGUUGGUGGGAGCUCCUCUGUUCAUGGACCGUGGCUCAGAUGGGAAGCUGAGGGAGGUGGGUCAGGUCUAUGUCUACCUAGGCAAAGGUGGCUUCACUUUCAACAAUGUCAUCAAACUCACUGGUUCUGAGAUCUAUGCUCGAUAUGGAAGCUCCAUCUGCAGCCUGGGAGACCUCAACAUGGAUGGAUAUAAUGAUGUGGCCAUUGCUGCCCCAUAUGGUGGGCAGUUCCACCGUGGCCUGGUGUACAUUCAUAACGGGCGUCCCACAGGGCCCAAUCCUGUGGCCUCUCAAGUUCUGGAAGGAACAUGGGCGUCUGCUUCUAUGCCUUCUAGCUUUGGUUACGCCAUGAACGGAGGCACAGAUGUCGAUCAGAAUGGAUACCCUGACCUGAUUGUUGGGGUGUUUGGCGCUGACAAAGCUGUUCUGUACAGGGCUCGUCCGGUCAUCAGCGUGAACACCACACUGGAUAUCAGCCCACAGAUCCUAAACCCUGAAGACAAGAGCUGCACCCUGCCUGGUACAACCACCACAGUUUCCUGCUUUACUGUGAAAUACUGUCUGAAGGCAAAUGGCAAGGGAGCGCCGCCAUCUCUUCAUUUCCAAGUGUAUCUGACCCUGGACCGUCUCAAACACAAGGGAGCCAUCAAACGGGUGCUGUUCCUCCAUAACAAGAUGUCUCAUUAUUCAAAGAACAUGACCGUCUCCAACAGCCAAGGACCGGCCUGCGAGGAGCUUCAGGCUUAUUUAAUAGAUGACUCAGAAUUUAGGGAUAAGAUCACACCCAUUUCUGUUUUUAUGGAGUACAGCUUGAAUUACAAAGCAGCAGCAGAUAAGACCGGCCUGUUGCCCAUCCUUGACCAGUCUACACCUACAAAUGUCACCAAGCAGGCUCACAUUCUCCUGGAUUGUGGUGAAGACAAUAUUUGCAAGCCAGACUUAAAACUGUCUGUUGUGAGUGACCAGAAAGAGAUCUACAUAGGUGACGAUAACCCCCUGACCCUAGAGGUCACAGCAGAGAAUGGAGGAGAGGGGGCAUAUGAGGCCGACCUUACCGUCACCCUACCAUCUCAGGCAGAUUUCAUUGGGGUUGUGCGUAACAGUGAGACGUUGUCUAGACUGUCCUGUGCCUUCAAGAAAGAGAAUCAGACCAGAGUGGUGGUUUGUGAUCUUGGGAACCCAAUGAAAGGAGGAACUAAGAUAAUAGCAGGAUUGCGCUUCAGUGUGCAUCAGCUCUCUGAACAGGAUACAGAAGUCAAGUUUGACUUGCAGAUACAGAGCUCAAAUCAGUUCAACAAUACCAGCAAUUUGGUCUCUGUUGUCACAAAGCUUGCUGUGCUGGCCAAAGUGAAAUUAAGAGGGGUGUCUGCGCCAGAGCAGGUGUUUUUACCCAUCGCUAACUGGCAGCCAAAAGAGAAUCCUGUUCUGGAGGAUGAUAUUGGACCUCUUGUACAGCACAUCUAUGAGCUAAGGAACACAGGACCCAGUACCUUCAGUAAGGCCAUUUUAGAUGUGCAGUGGCCAUACAGAUUCAACAAUGGCUCUCUGCUCUACAUCACCAAGUUUGAAGUGGACGGAAACAUGAAUUGCAGCUCAAACAGGGAGCUCAACCCGCUUAAUGUCACUAAUCCCAGAUUUAUUGACAAAAAUGAGACCUCUGCCAGCGGAGACAGAGCUGAGGGGAGGAACAGACACAGCGUCCACCGCAGAGACCUAGAGGACAAACAAGGGGAAGAGAACCUGGAGAUUCUGGAUUGUGGGAAUGCGGAGUGUCAGGAGAUUAAGUGUUGGGUCGGCCGGCUGGAGAAAGGCCAGAGUGCCAUUCUAUUUAUUUACUCCAGACUCGCCGUGAGCACGUUUCUCAAGGCUGAAAGUCAAAACAAAUCGUACAAUGUUCGCUCCUCAGCAUCCUUCAGUGUCAUAGAGAUGCCAUAUAAAAAUCUGUAUUCUGAGCUCCCAGCCAGCACAACAUCGGCCUCUCUGAAGGUGAUCUGGAAUUCAGAGAACCCUCAGCCUGUCCCAGGAUGGGUGGUGGCUCUGGCUGUCCUGGCUGGACUUCUGCUCCUGGCUCUGCUCAUCUUUGUCAUGUAUAAGUUGGGCUUCUUUAAACGUGUGCGGCCGCCCCAGGAUGACAGCAUAGAGAAAGAGCAGCUUCAGCCUCAGGAGAACGGAGACAGAAACACAGAAGCCUGAGCUCUUCAUCUUCACUAGUCUAUCACAGUGCCAACUCAAUAAUGCCACAGCAGCAGGAGUGUUCCUGAUUUACAGCAAUGCUGAUGAGAGUACAACACAUCCUUCAUCUUUAUUAGCAGGUCAGCCUUUAAUCAUCCAGACAGCCCUGAUGAGUGAGAUGGCUGUCGUCAUUUGAAUGGUACACAGCUGAGGUGGUUUGAAUAACCAUGAUGCUCUGUUAAUAGGACUAAAGCCCUGUGCCAGUCCCAUUUCCCCUGCGCUCCUGUCCUUCUUUAACUGCACUGAGUCUUAAGACGAUAUUUGAUUUUCAGUCGGGUAUAGAGAAUAACACAUUUAAAAUCAUAAUACAUUUCAAAUUGUUUACAAGUAACAAAAAUAAUAAUGGUAAUGAACCAUAAUACAAAAUGAGAUCAUGAUUUUUACAUGUGAGGUAGUUUGGUACAUCAUUAGAUUGCUGGUUCUGCUUCUUCUGUGGGAGAAACUUUUGUUAUAUUGUUUAUCACCGCUCAGUUUCUGCUGUUUGGGGGAUUUCUGUAGGACUUUGGACUUUCAGUUCAUGUUUUCUUUGCAGUUGUUUCAGCUGUUAGGAUUUGAUUUCUUAUUUGGGCGUAAGGUGUAUUAUUUUGAGAAAAUAUUCUUAUGUUUGUCUACUGUAAACACAUUAUUUUAGAGCAGGGUUGUGUUUGUGCGUUUAGAGCAUUUGGUUGAAUUUGUAUUAUAAAAAGAAACAAUAAUAUCUUUGCACAGUAGAGCAAUAAAAUGGUAGCAUUUUUGUAUGGACAGAGCACCUUUAUUAUAAUGUUUUAACUCGCCUUUAGUUUUAAUAUUCCUCUUGGUCAAAAGUAUUUUUAUAGAUGAAACACUAGUCUGUUUUUUAAAGAUCUAUUUUACCCAAAUACAUGUUGAUUAGAAUAGAAAAAAUCCAUUUAGUGUGAUGUAUCCUGAUUAAUAUUAAUUGAUAAAAAUAACAGUUUGAUGGUAUGGAAAAACAUCUAAAUUUAGAAAACUGAGGCUGGAAUCCUUAACAAUAUUGGCCUUUUUUUAAUUGUUUUGUUAUACUGAAAACGGUUAUUUAAUUAAUGAUUCAAUUCAGUUAAUUAAAGGUUGUGGUUCAUAGUUACUGGUCUUAAUUUUGACUUCAGAUAUACUGAAAUACAUAACCCAAAACACUGAAAGAAAAAAAAACUGGAUUUCAUGUGUUACUGUAUUAUAGUAAUGCUGCUGCCCAUAUGCAUUUACCCAUAUUGGGUUGCCAUAAGUAUGUUGUCUAAAUCAAAAAUUGUAUGCAUUUAUAAUUCAAUCAAAAUUAUGCAUUUUCCACAAAUAAAAUGAUCCAGAAUAUAUUCUCAUUUGUUUGUAAAGUUUGUCAAAAAAAAAAAUAAUAGAACAUAAUUAUAGCAACAAAAAUGUAUUUUUGAGAAUCUACCAUGUUUAAAAAUGAUCACUGUCUCUUUAUUUUUGACUUUCCUUUUCUUUUUUCCCCACGAUUUUGUUUAGCAAUAUGUUGUUAAUGCUUCUGUAAUUCAAUAAACAAAUAUACUGAUGUA
This is a messenger RNA of Sinocyclocheilus rhinocerous, 4550 nucleotides long. RefSeq names its product integrin, alpha V (gene itgav). NCBI's taxonomy places the organism in Eukaryota, Metazoa, Chordata, Actinopteri, Cypriniformes, Cyprinidae. Gene Ontology annotation, biological process: integrin-mediated signaling pathway; cell adhesion mediated by integrin; angiogenesis. Gene Ontology annotation, cellular component: external side of plasma membrane; integrin complex. The transcript is spliced from 30 exons. The record is from RefSeq and is a predicted model, not a curated record. Bases 1 to 3003 code for a protein of 1000 amino acids. Gene Ontology annotation, molecular function: integrin binding.